AUGCGUCUGACGAGGGGAGGGGAGGGCAUGAAUGGGUACAGUGUGAUUGCACUAAGAAAGGAGGGGAAGCAGGGGCGGAAAGGAGGGGAAGCAGGGGCAGAAAGGAGGGGAAGCAGGGGCGGAAAGGAGGGGAAGCAGGGGCGGAAAGGAGCGGAAGCAGGGGUGGAAAGGCGGGGAAGCGGGGGAGGAAAGGAGGGGAAGCAGGGGCGGAAAGGAGGGGAAGCAGGGGCGGAAAGGCGGGGAAGCAGGGACGGAAAGGAGGGGAAACAGGGGCGGAAAGGAGGGGAAGCAGGGGCGGGAAGGAGGGGAAGCAAGGUCGGAAAGGAGGGGAAGCAGGGGCAGAAAGAGGGGAAGCAGGGGCGGAAAGGAGAGGAAGCAGGGGCGGAAAGGAGGGGAAGCAGGGGCGGAAAGGAGGGGAAGGAGGGGCGGAAAGGAGGGGAAACAGGGGCGGAAAGGAGGGGAAGCAGGGGCGGAAAGGAGGGGAAGCAGGGGCGGAAAGGAGGGGAAGCAGGGGCGGAAAGGAGGGGAAGCAGGGGCGAAAAGGAGGGGAAGCAGGGGCGGAAAGGAGGGGAAGCAGGGGCGGAAAGGCGGGGAAGCAGGGGGGAAAAGGUGGGGAAGAAGGGGCGGAAAGGAGGGGAAGCAGGAACGGAAAGGCGGGGAAGCAAGGGCGCAAAGGAGGGGAAGCAAGGGCUGAAAGGAGGGGAAGCAGGGGCGGAAAAGAGGGGAAGCAGGGGCGGAAAGGAGGGGAAGCAGGGGCGGCAAGGAGGGGAAGCAGGGGCGGAAAGGAGGGGAAGCAGGGGAGGAAAGGAGGGGAAGCAGGGGCAGAAAAGAGGGGAAGCAGGGGCGGAAAGGAGGGUAAGCAGGGGCGGAAAGGAGGGUAAGCAGGGGCGGAAAGGAGGGGAAGCAGGGGCGGAAAGGAGGGGAAGCAGGGGCGGAAAGGAGGGGAAGCAGGGGCGGAAAGGAGGGGAAGCAGGGGCAGAAAGGAGGGGAAGCAGGGGCGGAAAGGCGGGGAAGCAGGGGAGAAAAGGAGGGGAAGCAGGGGCGGAAAGGAGGGGAAGCAGGGGUGGAAAGGCGGGGAAGCAGGGGCGGAGAGGAGGGGAAGCAGGGGCGGAAAGGAGGGGAAGCAGGGGCGGAAAGGAGGGGAAGCAGGGGCAGAAAGGAGGGGAAGCAGGGGAGGAAAGGAGGGGAAGCAGGGGCGGAAAGGAGGGGAAGCAGGGGCGAAAAGGAGGGGAAGCAGGGGCGGAAAGGAGGGGAUGCAGGGGCGGAAACGAGGGGAAGCAGGGGCGGAAAGGAGGGGAAGCAGGGGCUGAAAAGAAGGGGAAGCAGGGGCGGAAAGGAGGGGAAGCAGGGGCGGAAAGGAGGGGAAGCAGGGGCGGAAAGGAGGGGAAGCAGGGGCAGAAAGGAGGGGAAGCAGGGGCGGAAAGGCGGGGAAGAAGGGGCAGAAAGGAGGGGAAGCAGGGGCGGAAAGGAGGGGUUUAG
Messenger RNA from Closterium sp. NIES-65, 1479 nucleotides. Lineage: Eukaryota; Viridiplantae; Streptophyta; Zygnematophyceae; Desmidiales; Closteriaceae. The record is from the annotation of a GenBank genome assembly.